AUGGUAACGGUGACAAUAAUGGUCACGAUGAUGGUAAUCGUGACAGUGACGGUAAUAGUAACGGUGACAAUAAUGGUCACGAUGAUAGCAAUCAUGACGGUGAUGGUAACAAUAACUAUCGGUAACGGUGACAAUGAUGGUGGCGGUGACGGUGACGAUGAUGGUAACGGUGGCAGUGACGGUGAUGGUGUCAAUUACAGUGACGGUGAUGGUGUCAAUUACAGUGACGGUGAUGGUGUCAAUUACUGUGACAGUAAUGGUGAUAGUAACGGUUACGAUAACUGUAACAAUAUUGUAAACUGUAACAAUGACGGUGAUAGUAACAGUAACGGUAAUAGUGAAAGUAACAGUUACGAUAAUGGUAAUGGUAACCGUAAUGGUGAAGGUGACAGUAACAGUAUCAGUAACGGUGACGGUAACGAUGAUGGUAACGAUAACGGUAACGAGGACGGUAAUGGUGACAGCAGUGGUUACGAUAACGGUAACAAUUACGAUAUUAGUGACAGUAACAAUGACGAUAACAAUGAUGCUAGUGAUGGUAACAGUGAUGGUGACGAUGACCGUAAUGAUAACAGUAAGGUUGACGGUGACGGUGACAGAAACGAUAUCGCGGACGGAAUGAUUAACGGUGAUGGUAACAAUGACAGUAAUGGUUAUGAUAACGGUUAUGGUAACGAUGACAGUAACGGUAAUGGUGAUGGUGAUGGUAACGGUAACGCUAAGAGUAACGAUGAAGGUGACAGUAACAACAUCGGUAACGAUGACGGUAACGGUAAUGGUAACGGUGACAGUGACGGUGACGACAACGGUAACAAUGAUGGUAACCAUAACGGUAACGAAUAA
Molecule: messenger RNA, 843 nt
Organism: Vitis vinifera (wine grape)
Lineage: Eukaryota; Viridiplantae; Streptophyta; Magnoliopsida; Vitales; Vitaceae
Exons: 4
Coding region: 1-843 (280 amino acids)
Source: RefSeq, a predicted model, not a curated record